AUGAACUCGGCGCGAACAGAGAUAAAUGACCUCCCAAACGAUGUCCUUUCAUCAAUAUUUGACCUCAUCUAUGAAAGGAGUCGAAUUUCGGUCGAGAGAUGCGUCACAGUAGCGGAGGACGAUGGCGAGAGGGAAGGCAAGCAACGUCGCGUCUUCUUGCUCUCAUUUCACUCUAAAACGAAAGCAGUAUCUCAAGUAUUCGGCGACUGGCCAAAUGCCGAUCUCAAGAACCCUACUCUCUUUCCGAUGUCUGUCGCCGCCGUAUGCCAACCAUGGCGCGACCUCCUCAGGAGCACCUCAAAAUACUGGACGAGGAUAGCCAUCGACAAGGAUCUCAACGGGCUCCCCGUUCUCGUGUUCAACAGCGCGGAGUGGAGUUUGGGCAGCGGAGAUGUCGCAGAGGAGAAACAAUGCGUCGAGACGCUGACGACGGCCCUUCUUCCACAUUUGAAGAGGUGCAAGAGAGUAGAGUACGCUCUGAAGCACGCGACUUCGCUGCCUCACUUCGCGGACAUCGUCUCCCAGAGCCCGACGAACCUCGCGGCAAUCAGGUUGGAAGCUCGUUGGCAAGAUGGACGCGACGUGCACGGCAUAACCCUCGGUCUUGCUCUCGACAGUGCGCCAUUGAACACCCUUCACGAAAUAUCCAUCACCGUCCCUAUGUUCAUGUCUCUGCGAGGUUACUCGUUCCUCAAAGUCAUAUCGGAAGCACGCGACCUCGAGCUAUCCUUCACUGGCCACUCAUUUCGCUAUCCUACGGAAGCCUUUUCCAUCGACGACUUCUUCGAGGCUCUGCACUUCCUUCGGACGAUCCACCAUCUCAAGUUCACCGACGUCUCUUUUCAUCUUGUUGAUAAUGAAUCCUGGUCCAAAUCCUACAGAAGAAGGGGCGAUUAUCGAAAUCUCUCAGUGGAAACCCUCUCGCUCGAACGCAUCCAAGCGCCUUUCACCGCUGCUUUCUUCACCUACCUCGACUCCGACGUCACCUCGGCUAUAUUUACAAUGUGCGAGCCACCCGACUGGAUUUUCAACAGGGAGAUCCUGAUACACAAAUUGCAUCUGGUCAAUUUACCCGCAUGGACGGACCCCGCGGUGUUUCUCUACAUGUGGACCGGUGUCGAGCUUCAUGUACAGAACUGCUCCUCGUUCAACAACAAUACCUUACAUUGGCUGGCGCAGAAGAACGAUCCCGGGGCAGUCAACCUCAGGACGCUAUCUCUGGAGGACUGCAGUAACAUCAUGUAUUCGGGGCUGAGCCAUUGGAUCGAGCAAAGGAUCAAGGCGUACGAGGCACAACCGAACGACUCGGGUGGUUGGAAACGGCCACCCGUUUUCUGUCAGCGCCUUCGAAGAUUUGACCUAGUGGGUGACGUCGUGCGGCUAUCGGAUUGGGAGAAGGGGUGGCUGCGGGAAAAUGUCGGAGAAGUCAACAUCCAGUAUUACUCAGAUGAAUCGGAGGAUUUGGAGGAAUCGGAAGACUCGGAAGACUCAGAGGAGUGGGAUGACUUUGAAGAAUGA
Molecule: messenger RNA, 1518 nt
Organism: Cyclocybe aegerita
Lineage: Eukaryota; Fungi; Basidiomycota; Agaricomycetes; Agaricales; Hemipholiotaceae
Source: the annotation of a GenBank genome assembly